This is a messenger RNA of Naegleria gruberi, 1806 nucleotides long. RefSeq lists its product as uncharacterized. The coding region runs from base 1 to 1806 and encodes 601 amino acids. Lineage: Eukaryota; Heterolobosea; Eutetramitea; Acrasida; Naegleriidae. The record is from RefSeq and is a predicted model, not a curated record. The transcript has a single exon.
AUGGCCCUCACCAAAUCCACUCCCUCAACAACUACCCCCUCAAAGAUUCCCUCAAAAACAACAACAAGCAAAACUUCUAGCAGCAGCACAACAACAACCACUUCAAGUACAAAGACAUUCUCUUCGGGAACGAGUAAUAAUAGAUCAUUGUCAAACAGUCCUACUCCAAAGGCAGUAACCACAACAACAACAACUUCAAGCUGUAAUGUAACAAAGAUAACAAGUAAUGCCGGCAAGACAUCAUCAUCUUUACCAAGUGCAACCAAACCUGUGGCGACAACUACUACUAGUAAGGUUUCAUCAAGUUCCAAACCAUCAAGUCUAUCUUCAUCACCAAAGGCAACAUUCAUAUCAAAAACAUCUUCAGCAUUAAGGACCAAAACUGGUAGUACAACCACAUCCUCAUCAACAACAAAGGCUCCACCUGUUAGUAAGCAACAACCUGCCAAUGUUCCAGUGAAACCAAAAACACCACUUCCUAAAGCUCAACAAUUGGAAGAUGAAUUGAACAGACUUGUUUGUAAACUUCCUAGUGAAGUGUUGCUCAUUAUUUUGGACUAUUAUGGAGGAUUAUUCGAUCAAUCAUGUGGUUCCAAUGUUAGAAAGUUUAAUCAAUUGUAUUUUGGUAAAUUUACAAGAUCUGGACAGGGAGACUCUCCAAAGUUUCUCUUUAGAAGAUUGGAGUUGGAUGGUUCUAAAAUGUAUCAUAGAUCUGAACUUUUGAGGAUGACUCAAUGCUUGGCAGCCAAUGGUGCAAAGAUUGCAAUGAAGGUCCCAUAUGUUAAAUUAUUACAUGAUACCACUGUCACAGAUUCCCAACAAGCAUUGACCCAAACAAAGAAAACUCUUAAACUAUUACCUGUACAAAACAUCACAAGUCUUAAUGUAAGACAAUUACCUUCAGAAGUUUUGGUUUCAACCUUGGAAGUGAUGGCACCUUAUUUGGAAGAUGUUACAAUCCUUCAAGUUCCUUCAAGUGAUAUGUGUGAAAUGAACAGAUUCUGUAAACUUAAAUUUCCAAAGUUGAGAAUAUUCAGAUGGAGAGGUCACAGUGCAGGAAAAGAUGAAGACUUUACAGAAUUUUCUGCUAAUUCUUCUUUAUUAACCACUUUAGAUAUUCAAACAAGUGUCACCUCAAUUUUCCGCUUUUCAAAAGCUCUUAAAAAUUGGCCAAAUAUUAGAACUGUCAAAUCAAUACUUAAAGGAGAAAAUGGUGGCUCCCUUCAUGGAUAUACAACACUUUACGAUAGCCCUCCAGACGAUACUCAAAGAGAAUUCUUUGAAAAUUUGAGUUCCUGUUCAAAGUUGAGUACAAUUAGCUUGGAUCAUGAAAAAAUCAAGCCAGGAAUGCUUAAAUAUCUUGCAGGAAUGCCUAUUAAAACAGCAGAAAUCACCUCAUGCGGAAUAGGUGACAGUUUUAGUGAGCUUCUCACUAUAGCCUCCUUGAAAAAGCUUAAACUUGGGACUUAUGAAGCAGUUCAUGAAGUGUCCACAGAUGUCAUGUGUGAUUUGGUGGAUUUGAAUAUUUUCAGAACUCCAAUUUUCAGUGUUGAACGUUUAUCCCAACUCAAAAAUUUGAAAACUCUCACACUUAUCAAUCAAGAUAUUAAUGACAAAUUUGUUGAAGCAAUUUCUAAAGAGCUACCACUAUUGGAGACGAUUGAUUUAAGUGAAAAUCCAAUCACAAAUAAUAGCAUAUUAAGCAUUUCCAAAAAUUGUCCAAAAAUCACAUCUAUCCGAGCAAUUAAUACUGGUGUUUCAAACUUUACUCUUCCAAAAGAGAUUAAAUACUUGGUUGUAAAAUAA